Colletotrichum destructivum is the source of this 2759-nucleotide messenger RNA. RefSeq lists its product as uncharacterized. The coding region runs from base 1687 to 2658 and encodes 323 amino acids. The transcript has a single exon. NCBI's taxonomy places the organism in Eukaryota, Fungi, Ascomycota, Sordariomycetes, Glomerellales, Glomerellaceae. The record is from RefSeq and is a predicted model, not a curated record.
GUUGUCCUGCUGCUCAGGGCUGCCUUUGCAUUGCUUUCCUCCACACACCCCCGUCGACCCUGGUACCUCGCCCUAGGGCCCAGCCAUCCAUCGGAAUUGUGAUCCUUCUACGCUUCCCUCGGCUGCCAACACAUAUCUUGAUUGACAUUGCCAUUGCCAUGCUCCAAGUGGCAUCCCGCAUAAAUCCAACGGUCAACCCAGUCCCCUAACCCACUUGCGCCAGCAGAGAACCCAAUCAACACUGAACCGGGCGGGACGACAUCGUGGACUCAUCCCAGCAGGCAUAGCAACAGACAUCAUCGAGCGACGCAUAGCCGUCUUGUCUCUGUCUCUGUAUCCGUACUUACAUACUCUUCCCACCUUGCCUCCCGCCGCUUCUACUUCUUGUCCUGUUCUCAAAAUCUCUAUUCUAUCUCUCUUUCUCUCUCAUCGACACCGCACGCCCGCAGAACCUGGUGAUACAAGGACGGAUAGAAGAAACAAUACAAGUCGAACAGGGCUCUGUAUCCGUACAACUCCAACUCACGAGCGACCCCCGUCAUCCCCCAUUCCUCAGCAAGACAUCCCAGGUCCCAGCUGCUGCAGCACCACGAGACCCCCCGUCGGCGCCUCACCGCAACAUCCUGAUCCAAUCACGGACGCCUAGCCCGCCCACGACGGCAUUUUCCCCCUGCCACCCAUCGGCCAGCUCGACCAGGGGGGGGAGAGGGGUUGAUCACCAAGACCUCACCAUCACCAAACAAAAAAGUAGAAGCAACACAGGCCCAGUCCUCCUCCGGUUUACAUCUACGAACCGUUCAUAGUCCAUCGCGCGCCCCCCACUCCUUUCUACUUAGGCCCCGUAAGAAGGACCUGCAUCUGCUCCAGAAGCACUGCAAAACAACGCCCACUCACUCACUUCAAUCACUCACUUUUUUGCGUUUGUCCACUUCCUCGCAGGAAAGCGACAGGGGGGUUGGGGGAAAAAAGAGACGAUACGGUUUGUCGUCAGAUCAACAUUCAGAGAAACGGGGGACCCUCGCCGGAGGGGUCUAAGUUUUUUUUCUGCUUCCAUUGACCGCAACUUCUGAUACAUACCUAACCAUACCGCUCCUCGAAUCUCGUCCUCAUCUCCGCCCUUUCUCGUCAUCUCGUCAAACACUUUAUUUAAUUCGACGUGUCCGCCCCUGGGAGGCCCUCCGCAAGCGAGAUCUCCCCCUCUCUCCCCCUCACCCACUUCAAUCUAUCUCGUCCUGGUCUCAGACGCCGUUUACCUUCGCAGCUCGCAGCUUGGUUACUAAAAGCUCGCUCGUCGGCAUCGCUGUUCUCGUCAACCACGACUUUCACACACACACACACACACACACACACAUACUCUCUCACUCAACCACAGCUCACUCACAUACCCACACUCAUCCGCAUCCACACGCAAUACGCCCUCCGCUAUCGCCCGCUCACUGCGCCGCUCAGCGUUCUCGAUCAAGUGAGGGGGGAUAAUCCUCCGAUGGAUCCAUGCCGGGGAUUCGCAAUCGUAUUGUUCUGAGUUCUGCAGCAUUCGCAUACCCCUUUUAGUCCUUACACCUUUUGGAAGAAGCCAACAGCAUCUUCACCUCGGUGUUCAACUGCUUCUUCUCGUGGUCGGCUCACUCCGUGCCCACAAAAAACACUUUAACAUACAUCACAUCUACAUACACAUACGCCGCAAUCAUGUCUCGCCUCUCACCCUUCCCGUCUGAAAUGACGUUCCGCACCGACUCCCGCGCCAGCGACAGGACGUACUACACCUGCGCCUACCAGAGCUUCAACGAUGUCGAGCUCUACGCCCCCGGCUCCCCGCCGUCUCAGAACCCUGUCUACACACCGGCUCCGGUCCGGACCCCGGCGCCGGCCCAACAACAACCACAACAGCAACAACAACAACAUGACCAUCAACAACACUCCCAGCACAAAUACAAGGACCCCGAGCCGGCAGAGAUGCGCCGGCAGGACUCGGGCUACGAGUCCCUCCCGCCACGCUCCUCCUUUUCCAACCCCCGCCGCACAUCGACCGCAUCGUCCUCCCAGUCCUCCUCCAACAAUAACAACAGCAACAGUCAUUCGGGCUCGCAACCCCGGCCCCGCGGCCGCCCGACCAUCCGCCGCGCGCCCAAGACGAGCCCGUACCCCACGACCGCCCGCACCAGCGGCAGCAGCCUCUAUCGCCCGCAGCCGCACGCUCAGCCGCCCGUGACCUUCUUCCACUUCCCCGCGCACCCGACCGACGUCGAGCUCGCCGCGAGGCGUCCCCGCGAGGACCUCGAGCUCGACCAGCGACGGCUGCUGCCCUCACCCGGCCGGGUCAGCGGGGAGCAGGGGGGCCCGGAGGAGGGUGCGGCAGGCUGCGCUGAGGUCGCCGCGCCGCUGCCGCCGCAGGCCACGCACUACUGGACGAGCGACCGCACGCGGCGGCUCGAGUACGCCGCCAUCGACGCCGCGAGCCGGGGCGUCAAGGGCUGGGUCCGGAGGCACCUCGUGCCGGACUGCUUCGUCCCCAAGGAGAAGCACGUUGCCUUUGACGACGACACGGGCAGCGUGCGGCGCUACCGCCUCGAGCUCGACGAGGAGGCGCCCUGCGAGAAGGGCCGGUGCGGAGGCCGCAGGAGGAGCUGGUUCGGCUUCAAGCGCUCCAAGACGGCCUGAUAUCGACGUUCGUGAUGCCAUCACGGCGGUUCUCUGGUUUUGGUUUUUUUCUCAUGUUUUUUUUCUUUUCUUUUUUCAUCAUGGUGUUGACGCGGCUUCGU